AUGAAUUCAUUCGCAACGGAUGCGCAAGAAAUAGAGCAAAUUAGAAAGGGCGUUUUUCAUUUGAGCACUUCAGAGGAGGUGGGCCGUUUUCUACACGAAUACGAAACCGUUAAAAAGCUAUCAGUGCCUGUUGAGAUACCAAACACCAUAAAGGCCAAGGAAAUAGUGUAUGCGGCCGCCGCUGCGCGAUCCAUGUCUGUGAUGGAAAUAGACGCGGAAGACAUACAGGACACGGCCUGCCUGGUUGAGCAGGUGCACAUCGAGGGGAAAAACAUUAUAAGAAGAGAGGGCGCGCUGGUCCGGGCAAUGCGGAAAGGGUGCUGGCUCAUUGUAAACUCAAAGGAGAAGGAAAACCCAGUGACAAACUACAUUGUUUCGGAGUACGAGACUGUCCCGGGGACAGCAGAGAAGCCUCACGCGGACUUCCAGCUGUUUAUAUUUUCGCGGGACUAUGCUGAGGGCUGCAGCCGGGGCGCUGCAUACACUAUGCAGAUGCAGGAGGGCGCCAAGCCGCGCGGAGAAAGAGAAAGCGCGCCCCAAGGCGCCCAGGCUGCACAGCCCAGCAAAGAAGGCCGCCUGUGCGCGCGCCUUGUUGCAGCGCUCAGCGAAGGCAGAAGCCAAAAGCACGGCUCGGCAGAGGAAGCCUUCCAGAGCGUUGUUUCUGCGGUGGUGUUUGCCAUCAAAAAGUUUGCGCAGCCGCACGAAGUAGACAACGUAGAAAAGUGCGUUGAGGAGGACGCGAAGACAUACUAUCUUCUGCAGAUGGCCAUGGAGAAAGUGCGCAUUGGCGGGAUUGCAGCGCACGAAAUGCCGCCCCUCCAGGUGCGUGCAAAGCUGUAUUUGAUUCUGCGCGAUGUUUUGCUGGCAGGCCUCAAGGCUGAAGAAAGAGAAGGAAAGGAGGCUCUGCUGCGGGACAUGCUGUGUGUCCGGGCAGAGGAGAUGUCGCCCCUCAUAAACGCGGCCGAGCACAUGGUGCGGGGCAUGCUGGGCGAGGAGCAGGAGUAUGUGCUCACCAAGCCUGCGAUUUCUCUGAUUCUCUUUGUUCUGCAGGGCCUUCCUGUUGCGAACUCUUUUCUUCUUGUGGGGGAAACCGGAACCGGAAAGACCACAACAGUGCAGAAAAUAUUUGAACGGCGCAAAGCACUUCUGCAAAUGCGAAGCCGGGAUGCAAGAAAGCUUUUGUGUGUAAAUCUGUCAAAAGACACGGACGUUUCAGACCUGCUGGGGUCGUACCAGUUUGCCACAUGCGAGCAGCUGGCUCUGCACAUAAACGACCUUGUGCAGGGCUACUUUGAGCUGUUCUUCGACGAGGAAAAAAACAACGAGUUUCUGACCGAAAUAGACCGGGCGGCGGAGGAGCGAAGAGUGGACGUGAUCGUGGACACUGCCGAAGACCUGUUGAGCAAGUUUUCGGAAAAGGAUGAGAAGGCGCCCACUCCUGCGAAGAAGAGCGUGAUACAGAAGCUUGCCAAGGCUCUUGACCUUUUGCGGAAAGUGCAGUCUGGCAUGCAGAACAUAUGCGUGUUUGUGGAGGGCCCGCUUGUGCGCGCCGCGCUGUACGGGUAUUGGAUACUGCUGGACGAGAGCAAUCUCGCGCCAAACUCUACGCUGCGGUACAUAAACACCGCAAUAAGCAGGGGCCAGCUCUCGGUGGUUGAAGACAGCGGCGCAGUUGUCCCCAUAGACCAAAGAACUGUUAUAUUUCAGUGCAUAAACCCCGGAGACGACCAUGGGAAAAAGAACAUUGAAAUGGACAGAACGCUUUGCCACUGGGUGGACGAGGUCGACCGGCACCCAGAAGACGUGCUGGCUGUGGCGCAAAGCUAUGGAAAGCACCACGCGGAGGCAGAUGUCCGAAAAGUUGUGCAGUUCUACACCGAGAUAAAAAGCAUGGCAGAGAAGAACGGCCUGCGCACAGGAAGCAACCGGCAGGCGCUCUUUGGGGUUAGAAAUCUGAUACGCGCUCUGAAGAUGCAAAACAUCCCCGUGGUGGAGGCCGUAAAGGUGAACUUCCUAACACAGCUGUGCAUAAAGCACAAGGUGCUCGGAAAGAAGCUGCUUGCCACAAUAUUUCCGGGCGCCUCGGCGGAGAAGAGAGGGGAGAUGCUCUCCACCUCUGAAUACAUCAUCACCCCGCAGGCCCGGGAGUACGUGGCUGAAAUCGAGUCUGCAAUAUCAACGGGCACUGCGGUUCUCCUAGAGGGCACCACGUCUGUCGGAAAAACGUCGCUCAUCAAGUACAUGGCGCAGAGCCGCGGCAGAAAAGUGGUGCGGAUAAACAACCACGAGCAUACGGACAUAACAGAGUAUCUGGGGACCUUUGGCGUGGCAUACGAGAGCAGUGCAGAAGAAGAGGAGGCGAGUGGCAGCGAAAAAAGCGAAAACCGUGCGGUGAAAAAGCAGCGCACAGACGCAAAGGCUGCAGAGAAAGGCGAGAACAGGAGAGGAUGCGAUUUUGUGUACAAAGAAGGCGCGCUUGUGAAGGCCGUCCGCGAGGGCCACUGGGUGCUGCUAGACGAGCUGAACCUUGCGCCAACCGAAGUUCUCGAGUCUCUGAACAGGCUUCUGGACAGCAACCGAGAGCUUUUCAUACCCGCCACGCAGCAGACUGUGCGAGCCCACCCGGACUUCGCGCUGUUUGCCUCCCAGAACCCGGCCGAGUCCACAGACUACAGAAACCGAAAGCAUCUUAGCAAGGCGUUCAGAAACAGGUUUAUAGAAAUAUACGUCGAGGAAAAGUGCAGAGAAGAGCUCGAAGCGGUUCUGCACGGAAUGCAUGCAGGAAAAGUCUAUGCGAAGGUGCUUCUGGACAUAUACGAGGCCUUGCGGAUUCUCACAUGCAACCGGUCCCACGAGUAUAUCACGCUCCGGGAGCUUAUGAAAAUCCUUACGCGCUUCAACCAGAAGGCGCAGGCCCCCUUCGUCGAAAAAGAAACGAAGGACGAGGAGCGCCUUUUCUACUACACAAUGCUUAUUCUCACAGAGAAGAUCCGGCACGCCGAGGAAAAAAGAAAAAUAGAGGACAUCAUCUGCGCGCAUUUUGAAAAAGUGUUCAAAACGCAGUUUACUGCCGAAAAGUACGUGGAGGCGCUUUCGGUGCCGCUGGAGGAGGACCCGCACGCGCCCUUGCUUACGCCGUGCGUGACAAGAACCCUGAGAAAGAUGGAGGCUGCCUGGGUUGGAGGAGAAAACAUUCUCCUGGUGGGCGCGCCAGGGAUAGGAAAGACCUAUCUUUCCGAGUAUAUGUCCCGAAGAAUGCAGACUCCGUGCACGGUUCUGGGGAUGCAUGCGGGGAUCGAGCUGUCCGACUUUGUGGGCGGAUACAGGGAAGAGGCCCGCACGGCGCAGAGCUCUAAAUGCAGCGAGGCGCUGGGCAGCCUGCCUAGGUUCACAUGGAGAGACGGGCCCCUGCUUGGAGAAAUGAAAAGAGGGGGCGCCCUGAUCAUCGACGAGAUAAACCUGGUCCCGGACUCGGUUCUUGAGUCUCUGAACGAGCUGUUUGACGACAGAAAGCUGCGGAUACACGAGACAGACCAGCACAUCGCGGCCAGGGAAACGUUCCGAAUCGUGGGCACAAUGAACCCGGGCGACGACUACGGAAAGAGAGAGGUUGGGAAAAGCAUAUCGACCCGGUUCACCACGAUCUAUGUGGACCCGAUCGAAAGCAACGAGGAGGCCGUUAAGUACUUUUUGUUCUAUGCGCAGAAGUACGGGCUCGCCGAGCAGUACAGCAAGUCUGAGCUGUACAGAGCCCUGCACAAGGGGGUUGCCCGCGCACACAUCCAGAUAGAAAGCGCCCGCGAGGCCGAGCUGCUGGCCAGAUAUGCCGCAAACUGCCCGCGCGAGGAGGCGCAGAAAAUCGACGAGGUUCUUCUCCAGGGAAUUGAGCUUGCUCGCCAGAUGCCUGUGCCUGCGCUGGGCCCUGUUGUAGACACGCCCGCGGCGUUUGGAAUCCACCCGUUCGUCCUGCAAAAGGGAAGCGGCGCUGCGUCUCUCCCGUCGUACACAUUUGAGCCGCCCUCGGUCAAGGAGACUCUGUACAGAAUUCUGCAGGCGCUGUUCUGCCGCUUCAACCUGCUUCUUGAGGGGCCGCCUGGGACAGGAAAAACAAAAAUUGUCGAAGAGGCAGGGCGCCGCCUGGGAAAGCGAGUCACUCGUGUAAACCUGAGCAGCGAAACCGAGAUGGCAGACCUAACCGGAAGAAACACGCCCACCGACCGCGGGAUUGUGUUUGUGGAGGGCGAGUUUGUCCGGGCUGUGGCCCGCGGGGACUGGAUUAUUGUGGAUGAAAUAAACCUGGCCACGCAGAGUGUGCUCGAGGGGCUGAACGGGUGUCUGGACUACAGAAGAAGGAUAUAUGUGCCCGAGCUGGGGCCUGUGGCGCUGCACCCCGAAACAGUUAUAUUCGCAACAAUGAACCCGAAAACGUCAAGAACAGACGGGCGAAAGCUUCUGCCAAAGUCCUUCCUUAGCCGGUUUGUGCGCGUGACGCGGGGCCCGUUUUCGGAAGAGGAUCUGAAAAUCAUCCUGGCGCAGGCGCCCACGCCGUGCAGCCCUGGAGAGGCCAAAGCGCUUGCUGAACAGCUCCUGCGGUGCCGGGAAACGUACAGCCUGAAUCUGAGAGACUGUCUGCGGCACAUGGCAAUCGGCUCGGCGCACUUGGUAAAGCACGUGCACGAGCCUCUAGAGGGCGCUUCCGAGGAGCCUCGCAAAAGCGUAGUGCAUGUUCCGCAGGGCACCGAGCUUGUGGCGUUCCCUGUGCACACCGCACAGGCCCAGCCCCACGGAAAGGCAAACACGCUGCCUGGCGUGGAAGUUCCAUACCUGGGAAGCGCAGAAGGGCUUCGCAUUGGGCAGGGGUUCCUGCAGUGUGACUUGUCGCGAGACCCAGAAUAUGUUAUCACACACGCCAGCAUUCCUGCGCUAGAAGCGCUGAUCCACGGCCUAAACAUGGCGUGGCCGUGCAUUGUGCGGGGGCCUGUUGGAAAGGGAAGAGCGGCCAGGUUUGUGGCCAGGAUAACAGGCCAGCAGAUAUGCACAGUUUCCUGCCACAAGGACAUGGAGCCGUCGGACUUCCUAGGCCGGUAUGUGAAGGCGGAGGACGAGGGCCCGUCGCCCUUUAUGUGGGAAGACUCCGCGUUUAUCCAAGCUGUUGAGCGGGGAGACCUGGUCCUUCUGAAAAACAUCAACCUGGUGAAGAACGAUGUAGUUGAUCGGCUGAACAGCCUGUUUGAAGUUGGCGGAGUCCUGGAAAUCCACGAAAAAGGAGGAGAUGAGCCGAGAAAGGUGAUCACCCAUCCCAAAACCCGGUUCAUUCUGACUCUUGCCGAAAGAGCAAAGGACCUCUCGCCCGCGCUUGUUAACAGGUCGAUCCAGGUGAUUCUUCCCAAAGAGCUUUCGUGCAUAGACAUUGCAAAAAUGCUUUUCUUGCACCCGUCCAGGAAGCAGUGCCCGCUUAGCACCAGCUCUUUGCACAAAGUGCCGUCGGGCUUGCUAAACGCCCACGUGCGCGCCAGGAAGGCGCUGGACUACAACACAGUUGGAGAAGGCGUGCUUCGCCCUCUUCUGCCCAGCGCGUCGGACCUGGAAAGAGAAAGCCCACUCCGAAACUUCAUAGUUGAGGAAGACGUGCUUGCGCAUCUGCAGAGCCUAAUGCAGGGCUCGCUGGACGCCCAGGUGCUUGGCAUCCUUUCGGACCGCACGGCCUCGCCCGAAAGCAUAUCGGAGAAGCUGCGCCUGCUUGUGCGCAGCCUCUCGGAGUCUGCGGUUGAGCCCCAUUUCCGGGCAAUAUACACGCACGCCGAGCUGUACGAAAGUCUGAAGAAAAAAUACGCUUUGUGCUCGGCCUUUGCGCAGAGAGCAAAAAGAGAACGAGGCGGCGAAAGCCCAAAGCCGGCGGGAGAAAGCCGCUCGCCGCAAGACGUUUUCAACAGACUGGUGGCCCUGCGCAACAGACUGGAGAGCGGAGAGAGCGCUCUGCGCGCAUACUUCGAGGCCAUGGACAUGCCUUUCCUGCCGCGGAAAGACGUCUCUCUGCGCAUGGCUAAAAUCAAAUUGAUGGAGUGCGCCUUUGCGCCAAAUAAAGGCACUUGGGGGACGCUGGGCGACCUUGCAAUCCUCCAGGAGGUGGCGCAGGUUUUGGACAGCCUGCCUGGCACGCUGGAAAAAACAAUCGCCGCGCUGGAGACAGAGCCGCCUGCGUACGACGCGCUGCAGGACCUCAUUACUGCAUGCCUCAAGUACGACAUUGAUCCGCUGGUGUUCCCAGAAAUAGAAAAAAUUGAGGAGGCCAGCCGGAUGAGUGUGCGCACGGCCGUGAAAAAGGUGAAGAGAAGCUACUACUUGUACAAGUACGGGGUUUCUCUCUGCUUUGCGCCGGAAAAGCCUGUGGAGGGCCUUGACACAGUGCAGAAAAAGAGAAAGGAGAGAAACUUCAAAAAGUUUGCAUACUAUUUGCAGGGCGUCAUAAAAGACGCUGUGCAUGCAGAGUACCCAGAGUCUCUGGCGUUCUCUCUGAUCAAAAGGGACAUGUCAAAGUACGAGGACCUCUGGGAGUGCUUUGCAUAUGCCUUGCUGAAGAGCGGAAUAGAAAGAAUAUCGAAGAAGGCGCAGAGCGUGCCGGUGUGCGAGUUUUCGAGAAGCAUGCUAGACGGGCUCAGCGGCGCCUGCUCUGCAGAGGCCGCGCUGGCAGCGGCGUGCAAAGCGCUCCAAAGGGAGGAACGGUCGUUUAUGUCUUUGACGCCUCUGCACUCCCAGGCUGUCCAGACAGCGUGGCGCCUUUUCUCCAAAGAAGUCGUGAGCCCCUCAGAAGUUCUUGCUCUUGCAGGAGUGCUGCUUGUGGAGCACAGUCUUUCAAGGCACGCCCCCGAUGACUACGCAGAGGGCACCGUGCAGUAUGCGCUGGAUGAGCAGAGCGACAAGAUUGUUUCGGCCACUGCUCUGCUUAAGCGCCGAGAGGUAGACCUGUCUGAAGCCGAGGGAAAGCACUCUCUGCACAAAAUCUCGGUGAGCCCGCGGGUCGUUGAGCUGGUGGACCAGACCCACCUUGAGGUAAAAAGGUCCAAGAACCUUGUGGGAGAAAGCAAGUUUGACUGGGGAGAAGACGACGGUGCCCGAGAGUAUCUGAUCGAGCGCAUCCAGGAGAUCAAAAAGUGCGCGCUCACAACGCCUGCGCAGAAAGUGGCUGCAGACUUAGACAAGCUGAACGUGGACGCAAUCCAUGCAAAAAUUAUGAGCACCCCGCUGAACACAGCCAGGCACACCAUAUACAGGGAGUACGCAGACAUCAAUUCGUACUGCCCAAAGAAGUACACCGAGAUAUAUGGGGGGUGGCUCCUGCAUCUGUUCAGCGCAAUUGCUGGGGAAGGCGCCAAGCAAGGCAUUUUGUAUGCAAUUGAAGAGUUCCUGCUGCAGUCUACAGUUGGGGACAUGGAGCAGCGGGCGGAGAUCAUCAGGCAAAUGGUGGCAAACGGGGGAGCGUAUGAGAUUCAGAACAUUCUGGUGUACUUCCUGCCAUACCUGGAGGCAGUGCGGCGGAAAAAAGAAAAGGUCGAAGAAGCUGUGUGCACAUGCCUGAAGGAGGUGCAGACGGCGCUCGACAUCAAGAUAAAGGUGUGCGGGGCCAUUGUUCCGGUGCGAGAGCAGUCCAUUCUGGCCAAGGCCCAAACCGCCCGAGAAACGCUUGAGAGCCUGCUCGCCCCAAUUGUUUCCAUGAUCAAGCCGCAGGUCUUCCACCGAAGCGUGCCUCUUACAUGCACGUGCGAGGACGAGGCGUGCUAUGUGUGCAUGGCCAAGGAGGUGGAGCGGCAGAAGCUGCUCCUGGAAAAGGAAAGCAUGAGCGUGAAGCUGCGCUCUCUCUACGUCCUCUUUGACAAGAUAUCUUUUAUGAUCCCCGAAAACGUUUCAAGAGUUGGCGUGGUUGGCGCAAUGGACUUCUAUCUGCACAAGUACACAGAGUGCGAGGCCGAGCACGUGGUUCUGGCUAAAAUCAUGCACCUGGGAAUAGCAGUCCUUAAGGUGGACCCUGUGCUCAAGUUCCAGCUGGCCACGCGCAUAUCCGACACCACGGUGCGGAUGCUUAACUACUCAAUGCACGCAGCGCCGGCGGAGUACCGGCUGAUUCUUGUGUCGCUGGGCCUGUUUUUUGAGCUCAUGUCGUUUGGGUUCUGCGGAGACACGGACGAAGACGGCCUCGAGGGCCUUAUUGAGGAGCUGGAGGAGGCCGGAAUGCGCCUGGGCGAGGGCGAGAAAAACAUCUCUGAGCAGCUGAAAAAAGAGGAAGAAGUUGGGGGCGACUACCAGGGAGAAAAGGACAUGCAAAGCGACGAGAUCGAGGAGGAGGACGGCGUUGACUGCGAGAACGCAGGCGAGGUGCAGGAAACUGCGGGCGCAGAGGACCGGCCAGACAUAGAGGUGGACAACGGGUCUGUUUCGGAAAACGAAGAGGGCUUCAACCAAAACAAGAAGGACGAGCCCGCUGAAAAAGACAGCGGCGAAGAGGAGGAGGGCGAAGGCGAGCCCGAAGACGGCAGCAGCGAAGUAGGCAGCGGCAGCGAAAACCAGGAAGAGCUGGAGGAAAUCAACCUUGAAAAGGAAGAGGACCAGGACAGCGCGGAGUCCCUCAAAGUCCAGGAAAUGGACAUGUGCGAGGAAGCUGGCGGCGAGUUUGACAAAGACAAUCUGGACGACGUGGAAGACUGCUCUCUGGGAGAGGAGUCUCUUGAGGCCAUUGACCUGAGCACAGGCGAAGAAAGCAGCGAAGAAGUCUCGAUUGAGAAAUACGAAAGCGAGGAGUACGCGGAAAACAUAAAGCAGUACGACUACGCAGAGAUUGAGGCAAACCCCGAGCAGCUGUUCAAGGAGAGCGAAGAGCACCCAGACGCAGAAAGAAUUGGCCACGAGGAGGGCGAAGGCGCAGAGCGGGAAAUUGCUGUGGAGAAGGGCGAAGAAAUGAACAAGGACGCUGAGGAUACGGAGUGCAACGAAGCCUACACAGGAGAGUACAGGGAAACGCCAGAAAGCGAGGAGGUGAAGAAGGCGCUGUUUGAGCGGCCGGCUGCAAAGUGUGUGAACCCCCUCGAGUACUACGAAAGCGUCAAGCACCGCACAAACCCCGAGCUCACCAAGCAGCUGAGCGUGGUGCUAGAGGAGAACGAAAAGUCUGCGUACGAGGGCGACUACGCCAGCGGGCGGCGGCUGAACAUGAAGAGGAUCAUAUCGUACAUUGCCAGCGACGGGCAGAAAAACAGAAUAUGGAUGCGAAAAACCAAGAACCAGGGAAGAGAGUACUUGAUCCGCAUAUUUGUGGACAACAGCGGAAGCAUAAAAAACUCGAGCAUUGUGGACUCGCUUAUCCGAAGCCUUUCGAGCAUAACAAACUCUUUGGAUCUGCUUGGCGUUCCUUUUGAGCUGUACACGUUCAGCUCUGCAGUGCAGCAGCACGCAGACACGCGGGGGCUUAUAGAAGGGCUGACGUUCAAGGCAAACGAGACCAGGGUCUCCUGGGUCUUUGAAGACGAGUACCGGUACGGGUACAACAUACUUAUCAGCGACGGGCUCUUCUAUGACGGCGCGCUGUCUCGGGGAAUGCUUUCCAACACGCUUUUGCUCAUAGUGGGCAGCGGCACAAUGAUUAAGGAGAUGCGAACGGUGAAGGCUGUUGUGGGCGAGGUGGUUAUUGGAAAAUACCUAGAAACCCUGGGAAUUCCUUACUGCAUAGUUGACGAGGAUAACUUGCUUGAGGUUGUCUUUUGCCGAGAGCUCAAGAACAUCCUGCAGCACGCAAAGAUGUCGGAAAACUAG
Molecule: messenger RNA, 9801 nt
Organism: Nematocida major
Lineage: Eukaryota; Fungi; Microsporidia
Product: midasin
Exons: 1
Coding region: 1-9801 (3266 amino acids)
Biological process (GO): rRNA processing; ribosomal large subunit assembly
Cellular component (GO): preribosome, large subunit precursor
Molecular function (GO): ATP binding; ATP hydrolysis activity
Source: RefSeq, a predicted model, not a curated record